AUGGAACAAGCUAUUGAUGGAUACUUCUCGAUCGAUGACGUAAUAAUAAACCCCAAAGGAGACGUGACCAUCUCGGGAUACACUCCACUAGAGAUCCAGGAGAUUUUCAGGAACUUCACCAACUACGAGGAUUUGCCUGCUGUAAAACUCGGUCUGAAGGGCUAUGAUGGAAUAUGGGCAGCAGCUCUUGCUUUGAAUAAGACUGCAAGUGAUCUUGAGACGAAAGGUUUAGAAAGACUUGAAGAUUUCACAUAUAAGAACGCAGACAUGGCAAAAUUGUUGUUCAGCAAUGCCAUGAACACAACCUUCAUUGGGGUACGUGGAAGCAUUUCCUUCGACAAGAAUGGCGACCUCAACGCAAUGUAUAUGAUCUCCAGAUUGCAAGGUGGACAAAAACAAAUGGUGGGAUUGUACUAUUCGAAUAAGAUAGAGUGGUUGCCAGACACACCAGUUAUUUGGAAAGGUGGUGUCAUUCCUAAGGAUUCUGUCACCACUAUAAAGAUCACACGAGAACUAUCCUCCUCCUUGUACAUCACUAUCUGCUGUUUGUCUGGCUUGGGGAUUGUACUCACCUGUGUGUUCUUGGCAUUCAACAUUGGAUACAGAAAAAGCAGGAUCGUGAAGAUGUCCUCACCUAACCUCAACAACGUGACCAUGGUUGGAUGUCUAAUACUUUACAGCGCAGUCUUUUGGGAAACCAAGGGCACGUCAACGAUUUUAGCAUGUGAGGCAAAACUUGUGUCACUGACUGUUGGAUUCUCAUUGGCAUUUGGCGGACUGUUCGCUAAAACAUGGCGUGUAUAUGUGAUAUUCACUCAUGGCACUAAGCAGAAAAAGGUUGUCAAAGAUAAACAGCUGCUGCUAAUGGUCUGUGGUCUUGUAACCAUCAACCUUUCCAUCAUCAUUGUCUGGUUUGUGAUCGACCCGUUCCAGAUUGUCGUUCACCAGUUGCCUGUAGAGGUCAACGUAAUUGAUGACUUCGAAAUUCGUGAAAGCAUAAAACAUUGCUACUCUCAAAAACAGAUUUACUUCCUGGGUUGUCUGCUGACUUUCCAUGGCAUCAUUCUGCUGUUUGGGGUAUUCCUGGCACUGCAAACACGAAAGGUUAAAAUCGAUGGUCUGAACGACUCGAAGAUGAUUGGCGUUUGCAUCUACAACCUCGUGGUGCUCAGUUUCCUCGGGGUGACGGUGUCACUAACUCUAAAAUUUGACCACGAACUCAACUACGGCAUUACGUCCUGCAUCAUCAUUGUGGCAACCACCGUCACGCAGUGUCUUAUUGUCCUACCAAAAAUAAUUGGACACUUCAGUACGUCUCGAGUGCACGACGUUGAUAGAGUUGGUCCUGUGAAUGUUGUUCCACAUAGUUGA
This is a messenger RNA of Gigantopelta aegis, 1371 nucleotides long. RefSeq names its product gamma-aminobutyric acid type B receptor subunit 2-like. Gene Ontology annotation, molecular function: G protein-coupled GABA receptor activity. The coding region runs from base 1 to 1371 and encodes 456 amino acids. Lineage: Eukaryota; Metazoa; Mollusca; Gastropoda; Neomphalida; Peltospiridae. The transcript has 10 exons. Gene Ontology annotation, biological process: G protein-coupled receptor signaling pathway; gamma-aminobutyric acid signaling pathway. Gene Ontology annotation, cellular component: membrane; G protein-coupled receptor heterodimeric complex. The record is from RefSeq and is a predicted model, not a curated record.